CCUUCCUGGUUUGCUACAAUGUAACUCAGCACGGGUGGAGUUUCCACUAGCGCAGAGCAGAGCUGCAGCUCUGCGGGAAAGUGGUUAGGAGGUAUGAAUAAAAAAGCGCACUAAAAAAACGACAAACACGCUUAAGUCUAAGUUUAAGAAAUUAUCCUAGAGAAAUUUGUUAGCAAAUCUGCCUGGGUGGAUGGAAAUGAGUAACAAAAAAAAGAGUAAUCUAUCAGUGAGAAAGGCACUACUGAUUGUGAUAAAAACAUCAUGCUAUCGUGCUCAUGUCUGGAGCCGUGUGAUCAGACGGGGGGGGGCUGCUGGGCACAUGUGCCCUGAAGCAUCUGCACGGCCGACAAGAGUUCACUGAACCUUCACCAUGGGGGUGCUUUUGGGACGGCCUCGGCGAUAAAUACGUGGAAACAGUGAGGGAGGAGGAAGGAAACUGGCCAGAGCAAAGUAUGCGGACAACUUGCGUGAGGGCGUGACGGGGGAGGGGUGCAUGCUGGAGGAAGCGGCUGCAUUAUGGUGUGUGUUUGUGCGUUAGGGGCUGGGCCUCAGCCAAGAUCAGAGUUCUGGUUCAAAGGUAAGAUGUGGGCAGGGCCUGCUUGGCAGACGGGAGACAGCUUGUGCGUCCAGGGACCUCAAGGUAAACUCUCCAAAGUAUUCAGCCCUGUUUUCUCCUCUCCAAGCUGUGUGUUUUACCUGGCUCUCCCCGCCUUUCACCUCGCAUUGUGGAUCAGACUUGUUUCAUAUGCAGCAGGUUUAAGAGGUCCCUCACUUCCUGUGCUCACUCCUACACCCUCAUUGGGACCCCACACCUAGAUGGCCACAGUUCACCUGCCCUCUAUAACCCGCGUCGCCAUCUGCGGCGGAACCCAUGGCAACGAGCUGUCCGGCGUGUACCUGGUGAGGGAGCUGCAGAAGCGGGAGAGGGAAACGCAGAAGGAGGCGGAGCCUGUCUCCGUGGUGACGGUGCUCUCAAACCCACGUGCUGUUCAGCAGUGCAGGAGGUAUACAGAGAUGGACCUAAACCGCUGCUUCACCAGCGCCAUCCUCAGCAAGCCCCUAGAUGUAGGGGCUCUGUAUGAGAUGGAGAGAGCACAGGAGCUAAACAAGAUCCUGGGCCCUCGGGGGAGCACCACUGCUGUGGACCUGGUCUGCGACCUCCACAACACCACUGCCAACAUGGGCCUGUGCCUCAUCACCUACUCUGACAACAACUGGAUCAGUCUGCACGUUAUGAAGUACCUGCAGAGAGAGAUCCAGUCCGUGCCGGUGCGCUUGGUCGAUCUGGGGAUGCCGCAUUCUGAGGCGUACUCGCUGGAAAGCGUGGGAAAGCACGGCUUCUCGAUCGAGGUUGGGCCGCAGCCUCACGGUCUGCUCAGGGCGGAUAUCUUCAAUGCCAUGCAGGACGGAGUGCGCUCCAUGCUUGACUGGAUUCGCCGCUUCAACUCAGGUACCAUCUUCCAUGGCGGAGAGGUGGAUGUCUACACCAUGGUGAGAUCUGUUGAUUACCCCAAGGACCCUGAGACUGGCUCCAUCUCUGCCACCAUCCACCCACAAUUACAGGACCGCGACUUCUGUGUCCUCCGACCCGGCGACCCGAUGUUCCUGUCCUUCACCGGACAGACGCAGCUGUUCGAGGAGGAGGAGCCUCUCUACCCCAUCUUCGUGAACGAGAGCUCAUACUAUGAGAAGGGCAUUGCCAUGUGGCUCACACGGCUGAGGAGGGUGCAGAUCCCCCCCCUGCAGGUGCAGGCAGACUGACUCCACGUCACCAGAGACAGCCACACACUGCCCUCUGGCAACAUUCCACUGUAAGCAGCAAAUAAAUACGGCCCUUCCAAUAACA
Paramormyrops kingsleyae is the source of this 1846-nucleotide messenger RNA. Its product is annotated as N-acyl-aromatic-L-amino acid amidohydrolase (carboxylate-forming) B-like. Gene Ontology annotation, cellular component: cytosol. Gene Ontology annotation, molecular function: hydrolase activity, acting on ester bonds; aminoacylase activity. Lineage: Eukaryota; Metazoa; Chordata; Actinopteri; Osteoglossiformes; Mormyridae. The record is from RefSeq and is a predicted model, not a curated record.